AUGCAGCAGUUGGAAAAAGAACGAGAUACCCUGCGUGACAAUGUUUCCUAUCUACAGUCGCAGUCCAUGCGAAACAACCUAAUUUUCACCGGGGUAACAGAAGACAACUCGACCGGAAACGAGCCGCCGGAAGUUACUGAACGGAAACUCCGCCAGCAUCUACAAGACGCCUUUAAGAUCGCUCAUGAGGUUGUAGACACAAUUAGAUUUGAGAGGGUGCAUCGCUCUCCUGGGUCGCCAAUAUCAGGAAAAGUGAGGAACAUUGUUGCAAAAUUCACGUUUUUUAAGGAAAGAGAAACGGUACGCAAACUUUGGAAAGAACUCGACGGAACACUGUAUCGUGUCUUUGAGCAGUUCCCACAAGAGGUGAUAGAAAAGAGGCGCAAGUUAGUACCCCAAAUGAAAGAGGCGAGACGGUUAGGAAAACGCGCCUAUCUGGCAUAUGACACUCUGUACAUCGAUGGAACCGCAGUUAAAGCAUAG
This is a messenger RNA of Dreissena polymorpha, 483 nucleotides long. RefSeq lists its product as uncharacterized. NCBI's taxonomy places the organism in Eukaryota, Metazoa, Mollusca, Bivalvia, Myida, Dreissenidae. The coding region runs from base 1 to 483 and encodes 160 amino acids. The record is from RefSeq and is a predicted model, not a curated record. The transcript has a single exon.